This is a messenger RNA of Astrephomene gubernaculifera, 777 nucleotides long. The record is from the annotation of a GenBank genome assembly. Lineage: Eukaryota; Viridiplantae; Chlorophyta; Chlorophyceae; Chlamydomonadales; Astrephomenaceae.
CUACCUGUUCCUCAACGUGUAAAGGUUUUUGUUUCCUAACAAUAUCCACGGUUCAUCGGGGACGGACGGAACUCCGCGGAGCUUGUGUGCAAAAGGCGCAGCUUACAGUGAAUUGCCCCUAUAUACGCAGCUAUUAUUAUUAUCUAUCGGGUGUUCAUUAGGCUUUUCAAUUGAGCUGAAAGAUGCAAGGAGCUGGUAGGAAGCGCCGGGCAAGCGCAGGAGCGGGAAGCAAGGCUCAACAGGGCUCAAAAAAGCAGAAACGGAGCAAAAGCGAUGCUGCAGCCUUACCAGCUACGAAGAAGCGGCGAAGUGCGCCAGAGCCACCUAAAGGCUCAGGGCCAGGGCACGCGACGCCAUACAACUUGAGGACUAGAAGUUCCAUGCCAGCAGCAGGCACUGUUGCCACUGGGACAACGGACAACUCACAGCCAAGCAGCGCUCCAACAAAAGGGCUGCCAAGCAGCGUCAGGCCUCGCAACCCAAACACCAAGGCCACCUGGAAUGAGCUGCCUGCUGAAGUGCUCAAGGUCAUCUGCCAGCAACUCGACGCGUCUUCAGUCCUGUCGGCUCGUAGCGUCACCGCUGGCAUGCGCGAUGCCUGCAGCGGUGUGCCCGUCCAGCUGCGCUUCACGCUGCCCAUGCAAAGCAGCCCCUGGAUGCCGGUGCAGCUCGAGGCCUGGGAUCGCCGCAUCAACGGUGUCGCCGGUCUGCUGGGCAACGGCAAGAUGCGGUCCUCAGAGCUGCAGCUACGCAUGGAAGGAGCCGCCGUUUGGAAGG